AAAAAGCUUCUCCAACCUAGUUUUUGGUUUAAUAGUGUUAGAGUGGCUUAUGGUUUAAAAAAACCAAACGAAAAAGCCGCUUGUUUGUUUAGUCUUAAACUUUUCGGCUUAUAAGUUGGCUUAUAAGCCUAAACAAAGAGGGACUAAACAUUUGAUGUAACGGAAAAAUUGAAAGUUUGAACGAAUCUAAACACAGCCUAGGUCAGAGCGUCGGAGACGUCGUUGACAGUUGUAGAAGAGGGGCAAUAUUGCUUUGAGAUUGUGGGAGAGAGCUGCGGUCUCAACCCCCCAAGUCCCCAACGCACACUGCGCACAUGCGGCGGCGGCCGCGGCCGUGCACACAUGCGCUCCGCCGCCCGCGUCCGCCUCGCGCCCAAACCGAGAGCCAACCAGCCUCCUCCUCCUCCUCCUCCUCCGUUUCGGCUCGCCCCCGCCGCCGUCGCGGCGCUCGGAUCCCACCCCGACGCCUCCUCCUACGCCAGCCUCCUCUCCUCCCUCUCCAGAGAGUGCCACGCCCGCCACCCGUUCGACGCAAGUCCCCCGAGAGCCCGCCACUCGCAGACAUGCAGGGCCUUGCACGGCCGGAUACUGCGCGGCGGAUCACCCCUCCUGGGACGCCUCGGCGACUCGCUCGUCGAACUGUACUGCAAGUCCGGCCGUGUGGGCUAUGCCUGGAGCGCCCUGGGAUACGCCGGGGAGCGGGCUUCAGGCGCGGCGAGCUCCCUGCUGUCCUGCCAUGCGCGGUCGGGGUCCCCUGGGGAUGUUCUCGGCGCGUUCCGGUAUAUCAGGUGCACUGCCGGUGGCCGGCCGGACCAGUUUGGUCUUGCGGUCGUUCUGUCGGCGUGUUCCAGGGUGGGUGUUCUUGCUUACGGCAGGCAGGUGCAUUGCGAUGUGGUCAAGAGCGGGUUCAGUUCCAGUGUCUUCUGCGAAGCGGCGUUGGUGGACAUGUAUGCCAAAUGCGGUGAUGUGCCCAAUGCUCGCAGGGUGUUUGAUGGGAUUGCUUGCCCAGACACAAUAUGCUGGUCAAGCAUGAUUGCUUGCUAUCAUCGAGUUGGAUGCUACCAGGAAGCGUUGGCUUUGUUUUCUAGGAUGGAUAAGAUGGGCUCUGCUCCGGAUCAAGUGACACUUGUUACCAUCAUUUCCACACUUGCAAGCUCGGGCAGGCUGGACCAUGCAACAGCUUUGCUGAAGAAGAUGCCUACACCAAGCACAGUUGCUUGGAAUGCUGUCAUCUCUGGUCACGCACAAAGUGGACUCGAGUUUAAUGUGCUUGGCUUGUACAAGGAUAUGAGGAGCUGGGGGUUAUGGCCCACUAGAUCAACUUUUGCAAGCAUGCUAAGUGCAGCGGCUAACAUGAAAGCUUUUGUUGAAGGCCAGCAGAUGCAUGCUGCAGCAGUAAUGCAUGGCUUGGAUGCAAAUGUAUUUGUGGGAAGUUCUCUGAUCAACCUGUAUGCUAAAUGUGGCUGCCCCAGUGACGCGAAGAAUGUUUUCGACUUGUCCUGUGAAAAGAACAUUGUCAUGUGGAACGCUAUGCUCACAGGUUUUGUUCAGAAUGAAUUGCCAGAGGAAGCUAUUAGAAUGUUUCAGUAUAUGAUGAGGUAUACCCUUCAAACCGAUGAAUUUACGUUUGUCAGUAUUCUUGGUGCAUGCACCUACUUGAGUUCCUUUUAUCUGGGAAAACAAGUACAUUGUGUAACAAUCAAGAACUGCAUGGAUAUAAGCUUGUUUGUUGCUAAUGCAACACUAGAUAUGUACUCAAAAUAUGGAGCAAUUGGUGAUGCAAAGGCACUAUUCAGUCUAAUCCCUUACAAGGAUAGUAUAUCCUGGAAUGCCCUUACAGUAGGACUUGCACAGAACCUAGAGGAGGAAGAAGCAGUGUGUAUGCUCAAAAGGAUGAGGCUGCAUGGUAUAACACCCGAUGAUGUAUCUUUUUCUACUGCAAUUAAUGCUUGUUCCAAUAUCCGAGCCACUGAAACUGGAAAGCAGAUCCAUUGCCUGGCCAUCAAAUAUGGUAUCUGCUCAAAUCAUGCUGUUGGUAGCUCUCUGAUUGACUUGUAUUCAAAGCAUGGAGAUGUAGAGUCUUCUAGGAAGAUUUUUGCACAAGUAGAUGCGAGUAGUAUAGUGCCAAUAAAUGCUUUAAUUGCAGGUUUUGUGCAGAACAAUAAUGAAGAUGAAGCAAUACAACUGUUUCAGCAAGUUCUAAAAGAUGGUUUAAAGCCCUCCAGUGUUACAUUUUCAAGCAUUCUUUCUGGCUGUAGUGGAUCUCUUAAUUCAGCUAUUGGCAAGCAAGUUCAUUGUUACACACUGAAGUCUGGUGUUCUAUAUGAUGAUACUCUCCUUGGUGUUUCAUUGGCUGGAAUAUAUUUGAAGUCCAAAAUGCUUGAGGAUGCAAAUAAACUCUUAACAGAAAUGCCAGAUCACAAAAACCUGUUUGAGUGGACAGCUAUCAUUUCAGGGUAUGCUCAAAAUGGUUAUGGUGAUCACUCUUUGGUGUCAUUUUGGAGAAUGCGUCAUUGUAAUGUUCGCUCGGAUGAGGCAACAUUUGCAAGUGUUCUUAAAGCUUGUUCGGAUGUAACGGCUUUUGCAGAUGGGAAAGAGAUACAUGGCCUCAUCACUAAAUCUGGGUUUGGUUCUUAUGAAACUGCAACUAGUGCCCUCAUAGACAUGUAUUCCAAGUGUGGGGAUGUCAUUUCUUCCUUUGAAGCCUUCAAAGAAUUGAAAAACAAACAAGAUAUAAUGCCAUGGAACUCUAUGAUUGUUGGAUUUGCAAAAAAUGGUUAUGCUGAUGAGGCACUUCUGCUUUUCCAGAAGAUGGAGGAGUUGCAGAUAAAGCCUGACGAAGUUACAUUCCUAGGUGUCCUAAUUGCUUGUACUCAUUCUGGGCUAAUUUCUGAAGGUCGGCAUUUCUUUGGUUCCAUGAGAAAAGUUUAUGGAUUAACACCUAGACUAGAUCAUUAUGCCUGUUUUAUUGAUCUCCUUGGACGUGGUGGUCAUCUUCAAGAGGCCCAAGAAGCUAUUGACCAGUUGCCUUUCAGACCUGAUGGUGUGGUCUGGGCUACGUAUCUUGCAGCAUGCAGAAUGCACAAGGAUGAAGAAAGGGGGAAAAUUGCAGCAAGGAAACUUGUUGAGUUGGAACCACAAUACUCAUCUACAUAUGUGUUGCUUUCAAGCUUACAUGCUGCUACUGGUAACUGGGCUGAAGCUAAGGUAACCAGAGAAUCAAUGCGAGAAAAAGGAGUGGCAAAAUUUCCAGGAUGUAGUUGGAUUACCGUGGGAAACAAGACAAGCUUGUUUCUUGUACAGGAUAAAUACCACCCUGACAAUCUUAGAAUCUAUGAAAUGCUUGGUGAUCUAACUGGAAUGAUGAAGAAAGAUAACGAUAUUGAUGAGUAUGGUCUACUUUAUUCAGCUGAAAUGCUUGCUUGAGUGUGCUGGUGCUGCUUAAGAGCAAAGGGCCUUAAUUCAUCUUCUGGAUCAUCGAGGACCUUCAAUAAAUGCAUGUUUAGUUGAGAGAUUUGGAAUGUUAUGCAUAUUAUUUAUUCAAAAGUACAUAUACUCGUACCAAUAAUUGCUUUACUUGCUGCAAUUGCAGCACCAGACUUUGAAAAGGAUCAGCACCGCUAGGUGAUAUUGGAUUGGCAAAUAUCAGAAGUGGACAUGACAAUGGGCCUGCUAUUUUUCAUCUGUAAGCAGUAUUUCAAUACCUAGAAAUGAUCCUCAGAGGAUUAUUUGGACGGAGGACAACUGGCCAUAUUUGGAAAAGAACCUACUCAAGUUAAUUGUUAUGUCAGAAACAGUCCAAACAGCAAAGUAAGAUUCUAUUUAGUUUUCACAUAAAAUUAUUCUCUCAACGAAUAUAUGUGAAAGGCCACAUUUUGUCACUAUCAGCUAAGUCACUGUAAUUCCAAAAAUAUGCAAGAUGUUGUCUGCUAUUUGGCAAAAUCCUAUCACAAAUCACUUUCUCCUCAGUGAUUUCUGUUCCUGACUUCAUAGUCCAAAAUUUAAAGAAUUCUUUAUUGAAUUGCUGGCAAAUAAAGUUCUCAUUACUUUGUUAAUCAAAGGAAGAAUUAUAAAGUUAAAUACUAAGUUAUCAAAGAAGAAAUAAUUGUAGUUAAGCUCCAAGUUAUUACUCCCAGAUAGUAAUUUAGUGAUGGUUCAAGAACAAAUGAACAAUAGAAAUUAUGCUGAAUACAAUUUUCCAAUAUAAACUGAAUUGGCACAAAUUAUUACUUUUUCUGAAAUUAAACUUGAUCUUCCAAGUAGGGAAAACCACCAAGCAACAUAGCCUCAUAGAAUACCACAUACUUGUUGACAAGGUUUUUUUUUUUUCUGAAAAGAAUAUGAUGUGAGAACUAACAAUCAGCAUGCAAAUAUUUCAAGCCUGAUUUGACAAAGCAGUCAACCUUUCGUUAAUAUUUCCUAUCCUAUUAUACAAAAACAAAAUUGUCUCAAACGUGACUACCUUUUGUAUAGGGCACUAACACUGGCCAUGUGAAUACUAUUCUUCAACUGUUGUGAAAAAGAACUUGAAUAAUUGGCAAGUAUCUAUCUACAUAAACUGUUAUAGAUGUUCACAAAUGAAACAGCAUGUUGGUCCAGCACGUUGCUUAGUUCGUGGCUACUGUCUUCCCUUCACAAACAUCACAUACAAUUGAACCAAGGCCUUCACAGUAUGGACACUUCGUAUCUUCACCGACCCACUCCAAAAACUGCAUUUUGAGGGGUAAACAGAAAGGAAGAAAGAAAAAGGUCUUGUCAGGAGUCGCAACUCACAAGCAGCUCAUUUCUCAAUACAUUACAAAUGCUGUACAUGUUGUGCCACCAAGCAGCAAAUGUUAUUACCUACGCACAUGAGGCGGCCUUCACCCCGACAAGAGAUGCACUUCUUAGUUGAUGCAUUGGUAGCGCUGCUGAUUGGUUUAUUCUUCUGUGUUAGCCUAGAUGGGUCUUCCCACCUGUUUUCACCGAUGAGAAACACUCUAUUUUCAGACAACCCUACUCCUGAGACACCAUUUCCUUUCACAACAGUUUGUU
This is a messenger RNA of Oryza sativa Japonica Group (Japanese rice), 5034 nucleotides long. The record is from RefSeq and is a predicted model, not a curated record. Lineage: Eukaryota; Viridiplantae; Streptophyta; Magnoliopsida; Poales; Poaceae.